This is a messenger RNA of Balearica regulorum gibbericeps (East African grey crowned-crane), 3180 nucleotides long. The record is from RefSeq and is a predicted model, not a curated record. Lineage: Eukaryota; Metazoa; Chordata; Aves; Gruiformes; Gruidae.
GUGGAAGGGGAAAAGAAGGAUGACCUGAGCCUAAGCGAGAGCUUUUUCAUGGUGAAAGGCGCAGCCCUUUUCUUGCAACAAGGAAACAGCUCCCAGGGCCAGCGAAGUCUCCAGCAUCCUCACAAACAUGCAGGUGAUUUGCCCCAGCACCUCCAGGUGAUGAUCAACCUCCUUCGCUGCGAGGAUAGGAUCAAACUGGCUGUCCGUUUGGAAAGUGUGUGGACAGACAGAGUCCGGUACAUGGUGGUUGUAUACAGCAGCGGACGACAAGACACAGAAGAGAAUAUUCUGCUGGGUGUGGAUUUCUCCAGCAAGGAGAGUAAAAGCUGCACUAUAGGAAUGGUUCUUCGUCUGUGGAGCGAUACUAAAAUCCAUCUUGAUGGCGAUGGUGGCUUCAGUGUGAGCACUGCAGGGAGAAUGCACAUCUUCAAGCCAGUGUCGGUGCAAGCCAUGUGGUCGGCGUUACAGAUCCUCCAUAAAGCCUGCGAAGUUGCGAGAAGGUACAACUACUUCCCAGGUGGGAUGGCUUUGGUCUGGGCCACGUACUAUGAAAGCUGCAUCAGCUCCGACCAGAGCUGCAUCAACGAGUGGAAUGCGAUGCAGGACCUGGAGUCCACCCGCCCCGACUCUCCAGCCCUUUUUGUUGACAAGCCAACUGAAAGGGAACGAACAGAACGGCUCAUUAAAGCCAAACUCCGGAGCAUCAUGAUGAGCAAAGACCUGGAAAAUGUGACUUCUAAGGAGAUACGAAACGAGCUGGAGAAGCACAUGAAUUGCAACUUGAAAGAAUUCAAGGAAUUUAUAGACAAUGAAAUGCUGCUUAUCCUGGGUCAGAUGGACAAACCAUCCCUGAUUUUCGAUCAUUUAUACCUGGGGUCUGAGUGGAAUGCCUCCAACCUCGAGGAGCUGCAGGGCUCGGGCAUUGACUACAUUUUGAAUGUGACAAGAGAAAUUGAUAAUUUUUUCCCCGGUUUGUUCGCCUAUCACAAUAUCCGAGUGUAUGACGAGGAGACGACAGACCUCCUGGCUCACUGGAACGAGGCGUACCACUUUAUAAAUAAGGCCAAGAAGAAUCACUCCAAGUGCCUGGUGCACUGCAAAAUGGGUGUGAGCCGCUCAGCGUCCACUGUUAUAGCUUAUGCGAUGAAGGAAUUUGGCUGGUCGCUGGAAAAGGCGUAUAAUUAUGUGAAGCAAAAACGCAGCAUUGCAAGACCAAACGCAGGCUUCAUGAGACAGCUUUUGGAAUACGAAGGCAUUUUAGAUGCGAGCAAGCAACGCCACAAUAAGCUGUGGAAGCAGCAGGCAGAGAGCAACCUACCCCAGAACACAGACGGCACCACGGCGUCGGGCGACUUCUUACUCGAGAGCUUAGACAUCGACCUAGAAAACCGCCUGGCUGACCUGGACACGCCUUCGCAGUCAGCGUAUCUGGACAACCGCGCUGGCACAGAGGUGUCUGUGGGGUUCAAUUACUGCUUCCGUCGCCUCUCGGACACGCUGCUGGAGAACAAGAUUCCCAGUGACAGGGAGGGCUUUUUCCACGUGGAGGAGCUGGAGCGGGAUGCGCUUGCGGAGCGCGCUGCCUCGCUGGUGGGACAGUCCCCGUCUGCACCGUCGGAAGGGAGGCUGCUGGAGACGGCAAAAGCCCUGGAGACUGCAGAGCCGCUGGCGGAGCUGAGCAGUUUCAGUGAGAAAGAGGUGAAGAAGAAACUGAACUUCAGCCCCAGGAAGGGAAGGAUAGUGCUGGGCCCCAGGGACCCAGGGGAGGACGGUGUCAGGGAGGAAAAUCCGAUGGAGAAGUGGAAACGGCGUUUGUCCACGCACAAGGAGGAGAGCAGGCUUAAUAGAGAGAACUUGAAUAACAACAACAGCAAAAGGAGUUGCCCAGAGGAUUUUGAGCAUGAUGCCGUAUUUGGGAUCCUCAGUAAGGUCAAGCCUUCCUAUCAGUCUUGCGCUGACUGCAUGUAUUCCUCGGCUAGUUUGUCUCCUGACUCCUUUGGGGAGCAGUGCGAAAAGCUGAACCCCGGCACUGCACGUCGCAGCACCACCACCAUCUGCACGCAGCCGGCCCUCCUCUCCCACAUCAAUUCCAACCUGGUGGACCACCUGCCCAGCAAGGUGCACUCAGAGGAAGCAAUCAGAACUAAAAAUAACGAGGCUGCGCUUCCUCUGUCGGCAGGAGCUGGUGCUUUGGAGGCUGCCGCUUGCAAAUCGCUUGAUCAACACUGCAGCAUUUUGGAAAAAGGAAAAGACGCACCAAAAACCCCGGUCAAAACUCUGCUGCCCAGGAGAAACUCACACUGUGACAAGAGCCUCCUUAACGUAGAAGUGGUAAAAGAGGACUCUCUGGCCAGAAGAGAGAGCAAACCUACCAAGGAUCUGAAGUAUUUGUUGUUCAGCAAAGACUUGGAAAAGUCAAGUGCAAACAGUUACUUGAUGCAGCAUCAGGAGUCUCUCAUUCAGCUGCAGAAAGCAGGCUUGGUCAGGAAGCAUACCAAAGAGCUGGAGCGGUUGAAGAGCCUGCCGUCGGACGCCUCGUCGCUGCUCAGAGAGAGCCCCCUGAGCAGAGCCGACUCCGGCAUUGUGGAGGAAAGCGAGGAUUUGAUUUCACAUCACGGCCUCGUACCUCUUCUGCGACCCGCACCGCUGAUACCCGAAGAUGCAGAGAACGACGUGGAGAAGUUAGAGGUGAAACGUGUCUUGGAGGGGAUCUCUCAGAAAACCUCCACGCCUGUCAUGUGUCGGCUGGAGCACACGAGCAGUUUCACCAAGGACUUCCUGAAGACCAUCUGCUACACCCCGUCCUCCUCCCGGAGCUCCAACCUGACGCGUAGCUCCAGCAGCGACAGCAUCCACAGCGUGCGGGGCAAGCCCGGCCUGGUGAAGCAGCGAACUCAGGAAAUUGAGACCAGGCUGCGCCUGGCUGGCUUGACUGUGUCUUCUCCUCUGAAAAGGUCCAAUUCUCUCGCCAAGCUAGGAUGUCUUAACUUGUCCUCUGAGGACUUAUCGAGUGACAUGGAUGUGUCAACCAUAACGGACUCCAAAGAGGCCGUUUCGAGCGAGUCUUCCGUGCUCUGUGAGCCACAAUCCACGCUGAGGAGUGCAGACGUCACCUCCAAACUGGCAGCGAAGCCAGCGGUCGGAAACUUGAAGAGCACGCUUUGGAUGGGCAAAAGUUGA